Syngnathus typhle (broad-nosed pipefish) is the source of this 3814-nucleotide messenger RNA. RefSeq names its product solute carrier family 12 member 9 (gene slc12a9). Gene Ontology annotation, biological process: potassium ion import across plasma membrane; chloride transmembrane transport; cell volume homeostasis. The transcript is spliced from 15 exons. The record is from RefSeq and is a predicted model, not a curated record. Gene Ontology annotation, molecular function: potassium:chloride symporter activity. Bases 326 to 3061 code for a protein of 911 amino acids. NCBI's taxonomy places the organism in Eukaryota, Metazoa, Chordata, Actinopteri, Syngnathiformes, Syngnathidae. Gene Ontology annotation, cellular component: membrane.
CUGCUCGGCCUCCUGGCGAAGCUGCUCCAGCUCACUCAUUUUGGAAUUUGGUCUCGAUGCGGCCUGUUAGUUGGAGAAGAACACAAGAGUCCAAUCGCUGGAUACAACAUCAGUUUCGAGCAACCAGGCGUGUCAUGCCGCCGUGUUGUUAUUGGGCAUAUUCCUGCACAGGCCCCAGCUCACAGCUCGGCGCCGUUCACCGGCCCGGGACGGCAACAGCCAGCGUCAAGCGGACCUAAGGCGGACACAAAACGUGGACGUUUACACGCCGGAAGUAGGCUACUGUUUACCCAGGGACGGUCGCGGGUCAAGUGAGGAAGCAAGCAUGUCAAACGAGCGCACCCCCCUCGUCUCUUCAGGGGUGUGCGGUAUGACCAUGGCGGCGGCGACAUGUGGCACCGUACCGGACACGCCCCCUGACGCCACGUCAGCGAUGCCGAGUAAAGAACCCCGAAAGCUCAACACCUUUUUCGGCGUGAUGGUGCCGACCAUCCUCUCCAUGUUCAGCAUUGUGUUGUUUCUGAGAACGGGUUUUGUUGUUGGCCACGCGGGGCUCCUCCAAGGCCUUCUGAUGGUGAUGGUUGCCUACUUCAUCAUCGCGCUCACCAUCCUAUCCAUCUGCGCAAUUUCCACCAACGGGGCCAUACAGGGGGGCGGCGCCUACUACAUGAUCAGUCGAUCGCUGGGCCCUGAGUUCGGAGGCAGUAUUGGCUUGAUGUUCUUCUUAGCAAAAGUCUUUGCGUGUGGAGAAUACGUUCUUGGUUUGGUGGAGGCUAUUCUUGAUGUGUUUGGCAAGGAUGCCGAAACGUCCAUGUCCGAAGGCUUGCGCGUGCUCCCUCAAAGCUACUGGUACACUGUGCUCUACUCUUCGGUGGUCCUCCUGCUGUGUCUGCUGGUGUGUCUGGUGGGCGCCCACAUCUACUCCCGGAUGGCCUUCGGCAUCCUGCUGCUGGUCAGCGUAUCGCUGCUGUCCAUCUUCAUCAGCGCUUUGGCCGUUAAGCCUCUGGAUUUUGUCAUCAGUCACACGGGGCCUGGCAAUCAGACGCUACGUUACAACGCUAGCUACACAAGCUUUAACGUGACAACGCUAAAGAACAACCUGGGCUCUGGUUACUCGUUGGACUACAGCACCAACUCAGUCAUGUCGUUCGCCACCGUGUUCGCCGUGAUGUUCACCAGCUGCACUGGAAUCAUGGCCGGAGCCAACAUGUCAGGAGACCUGGAAACUCCCAGUGUGUCCAUCCCUAAAGGAACCAUCGUGGCCGUCAUUUGCACCUUCAUUGUCUACAUCCUUUUCUUCCUCUUAGUCAGUGCCACUUGUGACAGAACUCUUCUGAUUCAGGAUUAUGGUUUCCUCCAAAGAAUUAACAUCUGGCCACCUUUUGUGACUAUUGGCAUAUACUGUGGUGCUCUCUUUGCUGCAAUGUGCUCCAUGAUAGGAGCAUCCCGCAUUCUGCAUGCUCUUGCUGUGGACCAUCUCUUUGGUUUGCCAUUAGCACCUGCCACGAUCACCACCAGAUCGGGGAACCCGUGGAUGGCGGUGGUCUAUACGUGGGGGCUGGCCCAGUGUGUGGUGUUUGCAGGCCAGCUCAAUGCCGUUGCCAGUUUGGUGACGGUUUUUUACUUGCUUGCCUACGCAGCUGUUGACCUGGCCUGCUUGGCUCUCGAGUGGGCGUCAGCCCCAAAUUUCAGGCCAACCUUCCAGUUUUUCUCCUGGCACACGUGUCUGCUGGGGAUCCUGAGCUGUUUAGUCAUGAUGUUCGUCAUCAACCCGGUCUACUCAUCAGGCAGUAUCGUCCUCCUUUUGGUUCUGCUGCUUUUCCUCCAUUACCGCUCUCCCACCAGUAGCUGGGGCUACAUCAGCCAGGCUCUCAUCUUCCAUCAGGUGCGCAAGUAUCUACUGAUGCUGGAUGUGAGGAAGGAGCACGUGAAGUUUUGGAGGCCGCAGGUGUUGUUGAUGGUCGCCAAUCCGCGUUCCUCCUGCCAGCUCAUCCUUUUUGUCAACCAGCUGAAAAAGGGAGGACUGUAUGUGCUGGGCCACGUGCAGCUUGGAGAUCUGGGUAAUGGGAAUGAUUCUCUGCCAUCAGACCCCGUGCAGCAGCAAUACAACUUCUGGCUGAGCUUAGUGGACAAGCUCGGGGUGAAGGCCUUUGUAGACCUGACGCUCUCGCCGUCCGUCAGACAAGGAACGCAGCAUCUUCUACGCAUCACAGGCCUCGGCGGCAUGAAGCCCAACACUCUGAUUUUGGGUUUCUAUGACAGCUGCACCCCCGAGGACUUCUUCCUCCAAGACACCGCCUUUUGUGGCACAUCAGCAGGGCAAGGCACAGACGGCGAAUAUAACUUUGGGGUUGACCUACCUUCACUCCAGGCCCAUUUCCCUCCCGUCCGACACGUGGAGAGCCCUCGCUGGCUCUCCCCAGAAGAGUACGUAGGGAUCAUUUCCGACGCCAUCAAAAUGAACAAGAACGUAUGCCUGGGCCGAUAUUUCUUCCACUUGGAGGGCGAAGGGAAGCAAAGCAAAGUGGACGGUUCGGAGCGGACCAUCGACGUGUGGCCUCUCAACCUGCUGCAGCCGGGCUGUCGCGAUUAUCAGGACGUGUGCAGCCUUUUUUUGUUGCAGAUGGCCUGCGUGCUCAACAUGUCCAACAAGUGGCGCCACGCCAGAAUGAGGAUCUUCCUCAACGUGGAGACCGAGUCGAGCGACCAGGGAUGGGUGGUAAACGAAGAGACCUUUCGAGAGUUGCUAAAGAAGCUUCGGAUCCGAGCGUCCAUCAAGAUCGUCCCGUGGGACUCGGUGGUGCAACACCACGCUCAGACAGGUACCGAGGAUGUCGAGGAACAGAGCCACAUCCUCUCUGACCACUUCCUGUCAGCGGUGAACUCUAUGUUGACGGAACACAGUUCUCAAGCUGCCGUCCGCUUCCUCUAUUUGCCGCGGCCGCCCGCUCAUCACACCCAUUCCCAGACAUACUUGGCCCAGCUGGAAGCGGUGACCAACGGUUUGGGUCCAACGCUCCUCAUCCAUGGCGUCACCCCGGUGACGUACACGGACCUUUAAGUCUUUCCUGACUGCUUCUAAGCACUGGUUACACAUGGACGCAAUGCUUCAACAAAGCAUGCACUCAACACACACUUCCUUUGAGCCAUAUCAUGUGGUCCAAUACAAACAACGGCUUAAACGUUCAGCACUUAGAAAAUAAUAAUGCUUUGUGUUGUCAGUGGUCCUUGUUUUGCAUUUAACAAUUGAUGUAAUUUUUGUACAGGUAAACCAAAUUGGAGUGUCCGGUGGGUGUAUGACACUGUAUAUUCGAAACUGUGUCUGUUACUGUCAGUCAAGUGUAAAUACUUGAUUAAUUCACAUUGCCAUAGGAUAUGCUACGAUGUUCAUGCACUCAAACUGCUUUGGUGAUUAAAACAAUGUUUACCGGCCUAACAGUACAGUACGGUCUUCAAGUUCAGGUUGAAGGUAUUGAAGAGCCUUGAAAACAAAACUACAAUUUUGACCAAUAUGGGACCUUUGUCUAAAUAUAGCCACAUUUUCAGGGAUGUCAUUCAUAAUUUUGUGGUAUUUAAAAGACAAUAUUAUAAUGGUGCGUCGUCUGUUUUAAUGUAUUUAUUUUUUCGCAAGACUAAUCUCUUGCAAAAAAGUGUUUUGUUUGCAUUGUUUUCUUGAUACAAAACAUUCUAAUUCAGCCUAAGAUGAGACCAGUACCAAUUAUGGCUCAAAUUUCAUCAACAUUGUUCAACAAAGUGAAAUGUUACUCAGUUAUUGUAACCUCAGCAAUGAAGUUAAUACAAUUUGUGUGUGUUA